This is a messenger RNA of Hyaena hyaena (striped hyena), 534 nucleotides long. Its product is annotated as olfactory receptor 7C1-like. Gene Ontology annotation, cellular component: membrane. The record is from RefSeq and is a predicted model, not a curated record. The transcript is spliced from 2 exons. Gene Ontology annotation, biological process: G protein-coupled receptor signaling pathway. Gene Ontology annotation, molecular function: olfactory receptor activity; G protein-coupled receptor activity. The coding region runs from base 1 to 534 and encodes 177 amino acids. Lineage: Eukaryota; Metazoa; Chordata; Mammalia; Carnivora; Hyaenidae.
AUGUACCUGGUCACCUUCACUGGGAACCUGCUCAUCAUCCUGGCCAUUGUCACAGACUCCCGCCUCCACACGCCCAUGUACUUCUUCCUCUCCAACCUGUCCUUUUCAGACAUGUGUUUCAUCUCCACCACCGUCCCAAAGAUGCUGCUGAACAUCCAGACGCAGAGCAAAGUGAUCACCUACGAAGGCUGCCUCAGCCAGAUGUACUUUUUCAUGCUUUUUGGAGUAUUUGACAACUUCCUCUUGACAGUGAUGGCCUAUGACCGGUUUGUGGCCAUCUGUCACCCACUGCACUACAUGGUCAUCAUGAACCCCAAGUUCUGUGGCAUCCUGCUUCUGGGAUCCUGGGUCUCGGUGGUCUCUUUGUUCUAUGGCACAGGCCUUGGGGUGUAUCUUAGUUCUGCUGCUUCACAGAACUCCAGAGCAAGUGCCAUCGCCUCAGUCAUGUACACAGUGGUGACACCCAUGCUGAACCCCUUCAUCUAUGGUCUGCGGAACAGAGACAUCAAGGAAGCCCUGAGAAAAGCUCUUUAG